This is a messenger RNA of Homarus americanus (American lobster), 702 nucleotides long. RefSeq lists its product as uncharacterized. NCBI's taxonomy places the organism in Eukaryota, Metazoa, Arthropoda, Malacostraca, Decapoda, Nephropidae. Bases 1 to 702 code for a protein of 233 amino acids. The record is from RefSeq and is a predicted model, not a curated record. The transcript has a single exon.
AUGAUUUUUAGCACCCUCAAGCAAGUGAGACCAGAUCUCAAUCCUGUUUCAGUCACCAUUGUCUAUGAAAGAGGGGCUCUUAAUAGCAUCACAACAUGUUUCCCAAACACAAAAUUUUUUGGAUGUUUUUUCCAUUUUGGGCAGUGCUUGUGGAGACAAACACAGGGCUUAGGACUACAGACUUGGUAUAAUGACCCAAGAAAUGCACUCAUCAUAAAGUCCGUUCAAGCUUUAGCAUUUGUGCCAGUCAGUGACGUUGCUGAAAGCUUCAAUGAAUUUGUCUCAGCAGUAGAUGAUGAAACUUAUGAACUUCUAUCCGAGUUUCUUAGCUACUUUGAAGCGACAUGGAUUGGUGUUGUACAGCGUGGAAGACGACGAAGACCAGUAUUCGAACUCAGGCUGUGGAACAUAUUGGAGAGAAACACGCGAGGCCUUCCACGGACAACAAACUCUCUUGAAGGAUGGCAUAGGGGGUUUGAGCAGAGAAAGGCAAUCACCCACCCCACCGUUUGCCGUCUCGUUUCAAAACUAAGAAAAGAGCAGUCGGACUGGGAGUUGACAAUUGAGCAGGCAGCAGCAGAAAUGGUAUUGAGGAAACCGAAGAAGUAUCAGAUAUUAAACACAAGACUGAAAUCUCUCAUUGAGAAAUAUGAGGAGUAUCCCAGAAUCGACUUCUUGAGAGCAAUUGCCCACAAUCUUUAA